Molecule: messenger RNA, 216 nt
Organism: Ostreococcus lucimarinus CCE9901
Lineage: Eukaryota; Viridiplantae; Chlorophyta; Mamiellophyceae; Mamiellales; Bathycoccaceae
Exons: 1
Coding region: 1-216 (71 amino acids)
Source: RefSeq, a predicted model, not a curated record
AUGCCCGGUCCGUCCAAGGACGACGCCCCCGACGAGCUCUCCGCGCUCAGGGCUCGCGUCGCCGAGCUCGAGCGCGACCUCGCGACGGAGCGCACGGCCAAGUCCAUGCUCGAGAGCCAGCUCCGCGCCGCGGUCUCCGAGGUGUCGAAGAUUCUCGCCGCCAAGCGCGAGUUGGAGAUGCGCCUGCGAGACGAGCUCGAGGGGUCGGCGCGUUAG